Molecule: messenger RNA, 913 nt
Organism: Colletotrichum acutatum
Lineage: Eukaryota; Fungi; Ascomycota; Sordariomycetes; Glomerellales; Glomerellaceae
Exons: 4
Coding region: 162-872 (236 amino acids)
Molecular function (GO): acyltransferase activity, transferring groups other than amino-acyl groups
Source: RefSeq, a predicted model, not a curated record
GUCACGACAUUCCUUCAAAGUGCACUUCUUAACUUGAGGCUAAACCCCAAACCUCUUAUCUUACAUGACAGUACACCCUUUCACUUUUUUCUGUUUCUGACUUUUACUGAGACGAAAACUUUACCACCUCAAUCAGCAGCAAAAGAGAUUGUGUCACCACAAUGUCAAGAGCCAAAGUCGAAUUGAUCCCUUGGGAUCCCAUCUCCCCAGACCACGUCACAAGAAUGAUAGAUCAGAGGAUAGCAUGCGGUUGGGCCUCGGAUUUGGUGCCGCAAUGGCAAGAGAACCAGCAAACUGGAUUCAAGUGCAUCUACUGGAUUGUAUUCGCAGAUGACGAUACGGAGCGAGAAGCAAGACUCGCAAAGCACAUCGCCGAAUACCCCAAAGAAAAAGUGUUUAUUCUGGAUACAGCAGACUCCAUCAGCGCAACCCCGCGAACCCCCACAGGCGCAUCCUUCCACCCUGUCGGCCACAUCUCACUCGACAUCGACAACCCCGCCGCGGCGCCUCUCAACCUGCCGAUCCCUAAGGAGAACGUUUACUGGAUCAAGAGCCUCUACGUGUCGUUUGCACUGCAGAGCUGCGGCAUCGCCAGGGCCGCCAUGGACAUGGUUGAGAGCAUGGCCAUCAGCGAGCCGCUGUGCGCAAAGACGCUCAUGUUGGAUACGGUCUCCAAGGAGGACCAGUUGAGGAAGGAGUCUAUGGUAGUGGCGCAGGGAAAGCUUCCGCCCACGCCGACACAUGCAUGGUAUGAGAGGAGAGGAUAUAAACUGAUCCACACCAUCAACAACUUUUAUGGUUUCCCGGAAAAGGAUCCGGAUGGCAACUUGCUCAUUCGAAGAACGGUGUUCUUGCGCAGAGAUCUCGUCUAACUUGGUCUUCUAGGUACUCGCGCGUACAUGUAAAUAGCUCU